CAAAGAGAGAAAGUUAUAGAGAAUCAAAAGUAAGAAUGAAGCGACAAUUUGAGACAACAGUAUGCCAACCUUCAGCAAAAAAGGCAAAGGUCUCCGAUAACUACGGAAGAACCGUUGAGUCGAUGGACGUUGAGGAGGACUUAUUUUGUUACUUGUUCAGAAAAUCAAGUUCAGCCACAAGACCCUUCCUUAAAGCAACAAGAGGUCUUUCAAACAGGCGCUUGAAAAUUACCUCAAAUCCCAUAAUGCCAUUGAAUUCAUGGAUUAAAAAACGAGAAGGACCUUUAACCAAUAUUGAUGAAAGACCACAGCUUAAGAAGACUAAAACCAUCAAACAAAGAAAUGCUGCAAUUUCAGUAGACGUUGAAAAAGACAUUGUUUCCAUUUUCAUGCGCCUGCAUUUAUGA
Molecule: messenger RNA, 407 nt
Organism: Magallana angulata
Lineage: Eukaryota; Metazoa; Mollusca; Bivalvia; Ostreida; Ostreidae
Exons: 6
Coding region: 36-407 (123 amino acids)
Source: RefSeq, a predicted model, not a curated record